GCACAGAGCCGUCCGUUCCCCCGGGGCGGGGUGACGGAUUCCGAGAGGCGAUCUGCAAUCUCAGGCGCGGCGCCCAGGCUGCUGCGUGCCUUUAAUGGCGGCGGAAUGGAAAGCGGCGAGCCGGGCGCGGGCGGGCUCCUGCAGCAGAUCUUGAGCCUGCGUCUAGUACCGCGGAUGGGCAACGGCACCCUGUACGCCACCCCGCUGGUCAGCUUCCCAGAAAUGUGGUAUGGUGUAUUCCUGUGGGCACUGGUGUCCUCUCUCUUUUUCCACAUCCCUGCGGGGUUACUGGCGCUCUUCACCCUCAGACAUCACAAAUAUGGUAGGUUCAUGUCCGUAAGCAUCCUGUUGAUGGGCAUCGUGGGACCAAUUUCUGCUGGAAUCUUAACAAGUGCAGCUAUUGCUGGAGUUUACAGAGCUGCCGCAAAACAAAUGAUCCCCUUCGAAGCGCUCACUCUAGGUGUGGGGCAGACAUUCUGUGUGAUGGUGGUUUCCUUCUCACGGAUUUUAGCAACUCUAUAGCAUUCCAUUGGAGACUUGAGUCUGAAGAUCAAAUCGGGAGGGGAGAAGAUGUCGACUGCGUGGCAGAAGUAGUCCAUGAAUGUGGCAGUUUUUCAAUCUCUGGGCAGAAAACAUCAUGAGACGAAGAUCCUGGACGUAUCUGGAAGGUGUUAUGUCUUUGGUUUUCUAAAGGCCUGCUUCUGUCACUGAUUUGGUAGCAGAAUGAUUUAAACUAGGGAAGAGAUCUAAUCUGAGGGGUUAUGUGCUCCAAAUGAAGUUCCUCAACACAAAGGUGGUUUGUUUAUACUUGGCUUCUGUAAAGUACAAAAGCAGGCACAGUAAAAAGGCUUGUCUUGAUUUUCUUGUAGCACAUCUGUGUACACGCUUUCCUGGAAAAUAAGGGGUUAAAUAUUUCACAGAUGCUACUGCAAGCGUUAUCAUCUUCAAACCAGAAUAUACUGUUUGAUCAGUCUUCGGUCUGUUGUAUACUUGGUUGAAAUUGAAGCUAAUUUAUUAACAUUUAUUUUGUUACAUUUUGGUAACAUUAAGUGCCAAGGUUUUUUGGGGGAGGAGUCUAGGGUGACCAGAUGUCCUGAUUUUAUAGGGACAGUCCCGAUUUUGGGGUCUUUUUCUUAUAUAGGCUCCUAUUACCCCCCACCCCCUGUCCUGAUUUUUCACACUUGCUGUCUGGUCACCCUAGAGGAGUCAUAAGAUGGGGUGGGAGGUUAGUAACAUUUAGUAUAAUGUUUCAAACAAUGAACUGUUGUAGCAACAGAAAGAAUCCACAAUGGGACAUAGAGAGGUUCUGCUGUAGAAAUGUUACUACUGAAUGACGUGGCAAGUGCAGAGUUCAGUGAAUGCUUUGACCUCUCGCUACUUUACACUUUGUGAUUGAACCUUUUAAAACACUUUUUAAAGAUGUGAAAUGCAGUUUUUAUGAGAUAUAUUAAUUCCCUUUCUGGCCCCCCUCUUUCUAAUGCUAAGUGUUGGGCUUAGUGGGGGGAGCAGCAAAAGGAAACCUCAUUUUAGAUACUUGGAAAUGGAAAUUGGUGCCAGAUUGCAUUCACGUUCAUUGCUGAGGCAGGAGAAUUAUUGUAUGUUAAGAGGUCACUAUUGAUAACAUCCUAUUACAGUGAAACUUACCAGCCACCAUAUACCUUCUGCUAAGGGGGCAAAUGACCACUACCCCAGCAACAAGUAGUUGGAAAUCACGUGUGUAUCCCUCUUGAUUUCCAAGCCUUGAAACAGCCUGACUUUGAUUAAGCUUUUGUUAGUUCUCCCUUUAAGUACUUAGUCUUAACAUUUUUACAAUGGCAUGAUGCUAAUUCAAGUCUUAAUUUGAUGUUGUAAUAAUCAGAGGUCCAGAGAUUUAGAAUUCUGCAGGUGGCUUCCAUGACUGCACAGUUGCAGUCACACCAUGUGCCAACUGUCUCUCUUAACGGGCCACUUGCACAUACCGCUAUGGUACCUGCAAGCACAGACUGUGCACAUCCUCCAUUCUAAAUAUCUGGGCCUAACUGUCUCUGAGAUGUCUCCAUGGAUUGGAUGCCUCCUUGGGGGUCCCAGAAAGUGUUGAGGGGAUUUGCCCUUCCUUCAGUGACUAGUACUGCCAGGAAACAUGAUCUCUUCUGUUUUGUUUUUUAAGAAAAGGAUUUUAAACUCCUUUCUCUCUGCUCUUGUGCAAUAAGGGCCCCUGUACAGCCCUGUGCUUUCUGUGGGGCUGGUGUAUCCCUGGUUCUCUAGAGCCUGGGGAUUAACCCUAAGCAUUCCUUUCAGGCUGUGUAGGAUCUGCAGCUUCCCCACUGUUUUGUCAUGGUGCCAAGGGCAGUGUAUUUGCAUUUCUAGAUCAAUUAAUGGAGUCCUUCAGCUUGCUACAAGAGAAGCAUCAGAUGUGUCCAUUAGUAGGGCAUCCGCUCCUCAGGAGACACGUUUAAAAAAGUGGUUGUCUUUUUUUUUUCUUUUCUUUUUCUCUAACUGAAUUUGGUUUAAAUUAUUUUAUUAACAAACCAGGCAAACCAGAUUGCUUUUUACAUCUAAAUUCCUGCUUCCUUUUACAAUAACACCCAUCACUUCCUCUGAACCGAGUGCUAUCUACCAUAAACAGUCAGAAGAGAGGUAGUGCACUUGUCGCAGCAUAAAGAGAAUCGUGUCAUGUUGCCCAUCAACAGUUACCUGGAGAGGCAGUUUAUUGUGAUGAGGCCUUCCUAGAAUCUAUCUAAACUAGACCAGUCAGCAUUAGUCAAAAAAAUACAAGCUGUGGUGUAGUCUGAGAGAGGCUUUCAUGUGAGUGCCUAGUCUUGAGGUGGCAAAGGUUCAAAUUAUAUGUAACUGCUGUUGUAACCCACUGAACACCAAGUAACUUAUACUAAACACUGGGACUUCUAAAUGUUUCCUAUGUGUGUUAUGCUGCAUGCAAAGGGCUGUCAUUAUUAUCCUUGUAUCCCUCUCUCCUGGUGGCUCAGGCUUGGGUUAGCUUGGUCACCUCAGACUCUUUCCCAAGAGUCUGAAAGGAGGAAAAGCAGUAUGAAAUGAGCUAUGUAAAAGUCACCUUGUAUCUUGUCCUGUUUCCCACUUAUCUCCAAUAUCUGCACAGCAUAGCCCAUGUCCUAAACACAGCUUGCUUGCACAGAUGACCCUGAAUUUUGUUGGGUACAAAAUUCCUUCGUCUAUAAAAGUCUUGGGUCACGGGGCUCGGGUCAGGUAAACUCAAUAUCUUAGAAUCCUUUCUUUAUAGGGGCCACUAGAAACUGGCGUUCCAGACAUGUGCAGUGCCCCCUGUGCCUGUGUUCCCACUCCCGUGUUUGGACUCUCAAGAGCAAGGAUCAUGCCCCAUGGGAGAGUUUAACAGAAAAGGCUUAAUGAUAUCCUGACACGAAAGAGCAAAGAAUCUGCAGGUCUCAAAUAAGGACAAUCCAGGGGGAUAAAUUAAGCUGGAGAGCAGGUGCCCUCAUUUAUACAGCCAAUUUUGUUGAGCCAGCAGUCCCCCAAUCUAGAAGGUUGUAGAGGAAACUUUGUCUUUCCGCUGACUGUUCCUGUAGGGAUGUGAAGAAAGCAGGGGUGGGAGGCGGGAGCUGGUGCCAAAAAGUUCUCCUAAGAGAUCUCUCGGCUCACAGGUAGCGCACUGCUGCUUUCUAUUGCCGCUCACUAGAAGAGUUCUUUUGACCGUUAAUUGCUGUGGUUUGGACUUGAAUGAGAAAAACUCAUAAUUAUGAGCUAGAACAAACAUGAGGAUAAAAUGGCUUAGAGCAACUGGAAGACCUAGAAGCUGUUCUGUUUUCUAUCUAUUUAAUUUCCUUAACUACCAUUUAUCUGCUCAUCUUGAAGAAUGUGAAUAUGCAUCUUCAGUAGGUAUUGGAUGUUGAAUGAUUUGUUAUCUGUAGUGUUUAUCUGAAUUUGCCCAGGUUCAGUGAAUUUUUCAGGGAGCGGUCUUGUAAAGGUGACCAGUCUUAUCAAAUACUGAGUCCCAUGGGCAAGGCUGUUCAUAUUGUUUUGGAGAUUCCCCUAUCUUCGGUUUUCUCCAGUCUUAUUUUCCACCCUCUGUUGAAAUGCAGAAGGCUACAGGGGAGACAUCCUUCUCUCUCCUUUCCCACGCAAUAAACCUAACGCAAAAGGAGCACUUGUGAGCUGAUAUAACAAAUCAUUAUUAAAAGCAAUGUCUGUCUUCCACCCCCACCAUCAAAUGUGCUUGCUCAGUUCCUUAAUGUCCUUUCAAACUUAAUUAAGGAAGUAGAAGAAGCUCACAGUUAAUCUUCAUCUGGUAUGAAUGGACGUAGCAUCACUGAAAUAAAUAGGGCUAUGUUAGUUUACAAAAACUGAGGAUCUGGCCCUCCGCCUGUACAUAAAAAUAUUUACUGGGGGGCAGAGAGGGACUGAAUCUUAAGAGCCAGUGAAGACACUGUAAUAACAGUUUAUGCCUAGAAGGUAGCUCUUUGUCACCAACUUUUUAUCAAAGGUCUGUGCAGCUGUUGCAUGGGGCUGUUAAAAUGACCCAGGCUUGUUUUGGUGCAGUGCAGUUCCCACUGCAUCGUGGGGCAAAAUGACCAAAACUAGCAAAGAACUUGUAGAAAAAUGUGAAAGCACAGGUGCUGUUGACUGACUGUUGAAGGUGCAUUUCAUCCUAGUCCAGAGGGCCUAAUCAAAGGCUUAAGUGAAGCAAAGAGCCUGGCAAGAGGCCUUCUGCACUGGAGUCAUUUUAUGCCUGGAGCAGAGGUUCGUGGUCCUGUUGUUCAUGUGUGUGCACAUACUGUGUGCUGGUUUGAACCAAAUCAGCCUCCCUUUCUAUCUAUCUCACUGCUACAGCCAAUAUGAGCAAAUCUUUGUAUAACAGAAAACAAUGUAAAAGUAAAUUCUAUUUUUCUACUGACACUUCUAAUGCUGGUGUUGCUGUUUACCAAUAAAGUCUAAUGAUCGCUGUGAA
Molecule: messenger RNA, 4918 nt
Organism: Mauremys mutica (yellowpond turtle)
Lineage: Eukaryota; Metazoa; Chordata; Testudines; Geoemydidae
Gene: TMEM170A
Product: transmembrane protein 170A
Exons: 3
Coding region: 106-522 (138 amino acids)
Biological process (GO): endoplasmic reticulum tubular network organization
Cellular component (GO): endoplasmic reticulum membrane
Source: RefSeq, a predicted model, not a curated record